AAAAAUCAAUUCUUGGAUUAUUAGCCUUGAUCUUUGGUUUUCAAAUUUUAUUUUUUUUGGGUAUAAAUCUUGGGAUUUUGGGGUUUUUACAGUGGUGGGUUUAUGGAAAUUCAAAUUAAAUUCGCAACCACCGUCGAAAACAGGCUUGGGUGUUCGUGUUCUGAUAUCUUCGUCACUUGCUCGCUAUUAUGCAGCUCAGACCAUCACGAUUCACCAUCGUCACCCCAUCACCGCCGUCGCGACCACCACCACCACCCCAUCACCGCCGUCGAAAUCACUACCAUACCAUCAUCCUGCAAAAGAUUAGGUAGGGUGUCCGUUGCAGAGAGAGGAAUUUCAGGGGUUUGCAAAUCCUUCCCCUUCACACAGAUGCGGUCGGUUCUCUCUCAUUUCUCUCAAAUUCGAGAGACUUCUCUCUCUUCAUUUCUCUCAACCUCUAGCCCCAGCGCCGCUCACCCCCAUUCUUCUCCAUCAUCUCUCAUUUAUUUCAUCUUCUCUAAAAAAAAAAAAAACCCUAGCCGCUCAAUUUCUCUCAACCCUAGCCGUCCCUCAUCCAAUUUCUCUCAACCAUGGCCUCCAAUUUAGGCCUCGAGUUCACAAAAUGUGGAGAGCUUUCUCUCUCGUCUGCAAACGAAGGUGGCCGAGUACGAGGGCUCGUGGUGGACCGCCGCCAAAAAACCCGACAAAUCCCCUCGGAGUCAGUUCAUAGCAGCCAAGAACAACUUGCGCGACAUUGACCGCCAAAGCCUCCAACUCAUCGGCUCCAUGCAUUGUUAGGGGGUUUCUAGUUUGGCUGAAGUUUGUUCCAGUUAUUAGUUUCAGAACAGGUAAUGAGCCUUUUAAGGUGUGUGCGCUUUUUUUACUAAGGAUACGUAAUUUGAAAGGUUGACAAUUUCAGUCAUUUGUCUUAAUUAAUCAAUGAUUAGUUUUUUACCUGCCCCAAAAUUUUAAUUUUAUUUUCGUGCCCUGAUUUCAUAUUAUUAGGCGCCUUAUCUUCAUAUGAAAAAUUCCACCAUUUUCAAUUUUUUUGGUAAAGUUAGCAGCUGCCUCUCUCUCGAUCUCUCAGCCCUUUCACGGUCUCUUGCUCUCAGUAAGCUUGAUUUGGAUUGUUCUGUCUCAUAUUGGAAUCUCAACUUCUACCUUUGUAAUUUCGAUUUCAAGUUUUAUAGUUUAUCAGCACAACCAAGAUCAUGAGCAUUUUGGUAGCCUGCAGCUCUCAGUUCUUGACAAGAAGAGGAGUCAUUGGUGGUGGUGCGAGUUUUGCCAUGGCAGAAAUCUCUUCCAAUUCAGCAAAGGUGCAUCCCGUGAAGGGUGAUAUUGCAAGUGCAACUCACGCCAGCAUUUGCGAGAGACUUUCCCACAAAAGCCGUUGGAAUAGAUUUGGACAUUAUGUUUUUUCACACGGCGUUCGUGUGUUAGACCCUUGGAAUCAUGUACAAUACAGGAUGGCGAUGGAAAAGCUUCUGUCUAGCAACUUAAACAGUAAUCUCACAGCGAGUGAAGCGAAUAAGUUCAAACCACCCUUUGCUUGGAAACAGAGGGAGGAACAUCCAGAUUAUGUACCAGUGAGUGUGGAGAAGGAUGCAAGGAGUGACAUUCCUGAUAUUGAAACGAAGAAAUACCAAGUCCAUCGUGAUAUGCCUCUCAGAGAAUUCGUUUAUUAUAUUCAGACUAGCAUCGGGAACUUUGAUAUGUAUGAGCCUAUGUUUGUUCGUUUUAAAAACACUGAGCCUCCCACAGGGGCCUUGAUGUCUGCAAUUGAUGAGGGAAAUAAGGAUGAAGACGGAUUUCUUCGCAUGAUCUACAGUGGAGAUAGAGCCCUUGGAUCAGUUGAAAUGUUACCAGUAAGAACUUCGAUUAUUAACGAGAAUGUCAAGACGAGGAAGUUAGUUCGCACUCCCAUUAAAGUGUUAGACCCGUGGAAUGAUAAAGGUUUCGAGUUGGCUAAGGCUUUGCAUUUUAAGCAUGCUGGAGAGCAACUUGCUUGGGAUCCUGACAUGAGGAGAAGGUUGUUGGACAUGUACGAACCAUGGAGUAUAGAUGCAUGGAAAUUGAGGCAGAAGAAACCAGAUCGCGUACCAGUUUGGGUGGAGAAGGAUCCGAGCAGUGGCAUUCGUGACAUUGGCCCAAAGAAAGACCUCGAUGGCUGCAGUCGAUAAGAAAAACAAGGAUGAAGACGGAUUCCUUCACAUCACCUACAGUGGAAAAGAGAGAGGAGGCUGGACCAACUGAAGUGUUCUGAGUCACUGAUCUGACCUUAGUUCUUAUAGCUUUAUACUGAUGCAUUGUUAAUGGGGAUUAUGCUCUUUCUUUCGCUGAAUCACGACAACCCUAUGACACAGUUAAACAACUAUAUUAUUGUUGUGCUAGGAUAGCACCAAACCUUUUAGAACCAACUCUUUGUAACCCACAGAAAAUAUAUCAAAUGAAAUGCAAGAACAAAAUAUUAAAGA
Messenger RNA from Malus domestica (apple), 2453 nucleotides. RefSeq lists its product as uncharacterized. The record is from RefSeq and is a predicted model, not a curated record. Gene Ontology annotation, biological process: cellular response to nitrogen starvation. NCBI's taxonomy places the organism in Eukaryota, Viridiplantae, Streptophyta, Magnoliopsida, Rosales, Rosaceae.